Mercurialis annua (annual mercury) is the source of this 828-nucleotide messenger RNA. RefSeq names its product histone H1. The record is from RefSeq and is a predicted model, not a curated record. Gene Ontology annotation, molecular function: structural constituent of chromatin; double-stranded DNA binding; nucleosomal DNA binding. The transcript has 2 exons. The coding region runs from base 41 to 646 and encodes 201 amino acids. Gene Ontology annotation, cellular component: nucleosome; nucleus. Lineage: Eukaryota; Viridiplantae; Streptophyta; Magnoliopsida; Malpighiales; Euphorbiaceae. Gene Ontology annotation, biological process: nucleosome assembly; chromosome condensation; negative regulation of DNA recombination.
CAUAAUAGUAAUUAGUAAAUUAUUGAUCAGUGAUCACACUAUGUCAACUGAUAAAGAAACAGAAGCUGCCGCUGCUGAUGCCUGCGUUGAACAACCACCGUCUACGGCGGAGGAGGCAAAGCCAGCUAAAGAGAAGAAAACAAGGGCUCCUAAAGAAAAGAAACCUAAACAACCCAAGACUGCUGCUCAUCCUCCAUAUUUUCAGAUGAUCAAAGAAGCCAUAUUUGCUUUAGAUGAAAAGAGCGGAUCAAGCCCAUAUGCCAUAGCUAAGUACAUGGAAGAGAAGCACAAAGCAGUUCUACCUUCAAAUUUCAAGAAAAUUUUAUCUCUGCAAUUGAAAAACUCGGCCGCAAGAGGAAAACUAAUCAAGAUCAGAGCUUCUUAUAAGUUAUCUGAUUCGAACAAGAAAGAAAAGGACACCAAGGUUUCAAAAGCUGCAACUAAUAAGACACAGACGAAACCUAAAAAAACUGGUGCUGUUACUACAAGAAAGACGAGAUCAUUGAAUAAAGUUGAGGCUCCGAAGAAAGGUGGGGGUUCUAAAAAGGCGAAGAAGACGGGUUCUGCUAAACCUAAACAGCCUAAAUCGAUCAAGUCCCCUGCUGCUAAAAGAACCAAGAAAGUUGCUGUUGCUAAUGCUGCUUAAAAACUAAGAUUAGUGUGUAAAUUAGUGUCUUUAAAUUACGAUGAUGACUGUAAUUAGCAUAAUAAUGGUGGGCGUGUUUCUCUGUAAAUUAAUCAAGUGUUUUACUUUUUAUAUAAGUUGGGUCUUUUUGUAAUCUAUGCAGGUUGGUGAGUUUUUGAAAUAAGAACUCAAGUUUUGGCUAA